Mugil cephalus (flathead mullet) is the source of this 7703-nucleotide messenger RNA. It is a transcript of the gene sstr2a, whose product is annotated as somatostatin receptor 2a. Gene Ontology annotation, molecular function: neuropeptide binding; somatostatin receptor activity. The transcript is spliced from 5 exons. Gene Ontology annotation, cellular component: neuron projection; membrane. The record is from RefSeq and is a predicted model, not a curated record. Lineage: Eukaryota; Metazoa; Chordata; Actinopteri; Mugiliformes; Mugilidae. Gene Ontology annotation, biological process: cellular response to glucocorticoid stimulus; neuropeptide signaling pathway; cellular response to estradiol stimulus. The coding region runs from base 1215 to 2360 and encodes 381 amino acids.
GAUCAUAAAAGAUACCAGCAUAUAAAUCAUGCGUGUCUCAAAAAUAGCAAUGUGCCGGACACCGACGCGCACAGGGUGACGCGCUCACCGUUUCUACUCGUCUGUCACUCACGUACUCUCUCUCUCGCUCUUUCUCUCUCUUUCUUUCUUUGUGUGUGUGUGUCUGUCUCACCCUGUCUUUCUCUCUCUCUCGGUGUCUCACCCUCUUUCUCUCCCUCCUCUGUGCAGUCGUGCGUCCUGCAUCUCCGUCUGACUCGUCGCGGAACGUCGGGUGCCAAGACCCUUCUCGUUGGAGGCAGCGCACUCUCGAGCGCACGCCGGCUUUCUCUCCGUCUCCUCCUUCCCUCUUCUUUCCAGUUUAAGUUGCCGUUUUCUCAAAGUUUCGGCUAAGAAGUGGAAUAUUUCUCGGAGUUAAUAAUAGUAAAAAAGAAAAAAGAAAAAGAAAAAAAGAUGACCUGAAAGAUGAAGUAGAGUACAACCAGCAUCGGCUGUGGUUGAGCCGGCAAAGGUGGGCGGCUGAACGCCCAGCACUGUGCGUAACGCUGGAAAGCAGGUGGAUGGAGGAGCUGGCGGGAUGCAGCUUUCCAGCAGAUCAGCGCCGCUCCGGAGCGGCUGGACUUCACGUUCUCAGCUGAAGGACACCUUCAUGGCAUUAUGGACGUGAUACGAGGAUGAAGUUUUCUGUUUACGAAAGUCGGGAGAUCUGAUGCGCGCAGCAGCCAUGUUAUGUCAAAGCGUCCUCGAGGAGAGACUUUAAACCGAGCGGAUCCCUAUCUGACGCGAGUCUGCGCUUCCACGAGACUGGAAGUCUCCUGUUGUGCUGCACGUUUGUCACAUGCGAUCUGCGGGCUACAGCCAGGCUGAAUCAGGCGUCACCUCAUCUGCUCGGACAGUCAGUGACCUACCUCGCUCUUUUACGGUCUCUCUGCAGCUGGGAUGUGAUAACUGUAGAUCCUCAUACGUGAAAUUCCCCUGUAAUCCCUGUUCCCACAGCCCAAGACCCUUAGAGCUCAAAUCCCCAGUACCUUUUAUCUAUAAUGAACCCCCCGCAGUCCCGGAUUUCUAUCGUUGUGUGGUAAAAUUGAUGCUAUGAAGCAUGUGACUCAAACCCAUUAUCUGUGUACGCCAUACUUCUUUAUAAUUACACCUUUACCCCUUACCCCUCACUGCCUUUAGACACCCAAAAAUCUUAGCCAAAAGUGCUGUCAGUCGUCAUGGCUUUGGAUCAGUGGCCCUUCCUGUCUCCACCCCCCAACAUCUCCAUCCCCGAGCCCCUGCUGUACGACAGCGACAUCCAAGGGAACGAGUCCAACCUGGACCUCAACAUUUCCGUGUACAAGGAGCCUCCCCAGGACAAGACCAGUUCCGUUGUCAUAACCUUCAUCUACUUCGUGGUGUGCGCCGUGGGACUGUGUGGCAACACGCUGGUCAUCUACGUCAUCUUGCGUUACGCCAAAAUGAAGACGGUCACCAACAUCUACAUCCUGAACCUGGCAGUGGCGGAUGUCCUGUGCAUGAUGAGCCUGCCGUUCAUCGCCAUGCAGCUGGCUCUGGUGCACUGGCCUUUCGGGGAGACCCUCUGCAGGGUGGUCAUGACCGUAGACUCCCUCAAUCAGUUCACCAGCAUCUUCUCUCUGAUGGUGAUGAGCAUCGAUCGAUACCUGGCGGUGGUCCAUCCCAUUAGGUCCACAAAAUGGCGGAAGCCCCGCUUUGCCAAAUUAAUUAACCUCACAGUGUGGGGCGUGUCGCUGUUAGUCAUCCUGCCAACUCUGAUCUUCAGCGGCCUGGACAAGAUGCCGGUGUGUGGGAUUGUAUGGCCGGAGCCGCAAGAUGUCUACUACAAGGCCUUCAUAUUUUACACGUUCUUCGUUGGAUUCUUCCUCCCGCUGGCAGUCAUAUGUAUGUGCUACCUGCUAAUCAUAGUCAAGGUGAAGUCCUCGGGCAUGCGCGUGGGUUCCACCAAGCGCAAGCGUUCGGAGCGCAAGGUGACGCGGAUGGUGUCCAUCGUGGUGGCGGUGUUCGUCCUCUGCUGGCUGCCGUUCUACCUUUUCAACGUCACCUCGGUCACCAGCAUCAUCCACCCCACCUCCGCCAUGAAGAGCACGUUCGACUUCGUGGUGGUGCUCGGCUACGCCAACAGCUGCGCCAACCCCAUCCUGUACGCCUUCCUGUCGGACAACUUCAAGAAGAGCUUUCAGAACGUCCUGUGCCUGAAAAAGGUGGCGGGCCUGGACGAGAUCGAGCGCAGUGACAGCCGGGCGGACCGGAGCAGGAUGGUUAAUGAGGCCGUGAUCAUCAACGCCAACCUGGAGACUCACAACGCCGCUCUCCUCAACGGCGAGCUGCAGACCAGCAUAUGAGAGUAAAUGAGCCGCGGUAGCGUUUGGGGAGGCGAGGGAGACUGAGCAGCUUGCAGACUGAUGGGCUGCCAGUGCACUGCUCGUGACCCCUGCUCAAAGAAGCGGGGGAAUAUGAUGUAAUAGUUGCUCUUGGACAUUGACACAUGAGCAAAGUCCACAUGAAAAAAAUAAACAAUUUCUUAAGGGGCCUCAGAGGUCGGGGGAAAUACACUGACUCCAGCUCAGAGCUCUCGAUAAUUGGGUUGAUGAGGCAAACCGAGCUAGUCAACUGUGGGCAAAAUUCGCUAUUUUGAUUGAAAUGAUUUUCAGCACCAUAGGGACACUUAGUGUUGAAAUCAAACAUUGAUAAAAGUGCUAGUUGCACAUGCCAGCCUGAGGCUUCUUUUGAGCGACUUAUCCCGAACCAAAACAGCAGCUAUGGACCAGAUGAAGAAAUACUGGGGUUAGUUUACAUGUGGUAGACAGACGUCCGAGUGGAUUGAGCGCCAUCCUUGCUUUUCUUCUUCUAUUUUUCUUUUUUUAUUAUUUCCAAUGGCAUUGAUUUCUCUGUAUGUGGAAAUAUUUCUAAAGAAGUCGGCCAGUUGGAAAACAGCCUUCGGUGUCCGCGGACACAACUCACAGUUGAAUGGGUUCACGCUCAUGUUUUAUUCAUGUCAUACGAUUAGUCUGGUCUUAUAUGAUCAACAGGGAAACGAAAUGGCAAACCCCUCAUAUUUGCCGAUAAACAAAGGGAGCUCUCUCCCCUCUCGAUGCAGGCAGUCUCCACGGGAGAAGCCGCAUUGAUCCGGAAACUCUUGAAUUUAACAUCCUGGAUUAUUGAUUUAGUCGACGGACGGGAAAAUCAUCUCUCCAGACGCCAUGACCUUGCUCAUUCAAGACAGUCAGACUUUGUAUAUAGGAAACGGCUUUCUGUCAGCUUCGUGGGAAAGAACGGCAGAUGGACGACUGCGCUCGAAUCAAAAUGAAUUUUCAAGAAAAACGCUGCUGGAGCAUUCCGUGUUGUUGAGAUAUGCAUUGAGUUUCCGGACACCCAUCAUAUGUACUUUACACUAACAUCCUGAUCUUUACAAUAGUCGCAACUCAUGCUGUUAUAAAGAGCUUCUAUCUGCUUGUGAAGUGCUCGGGAAUGUAUAAGUUACUCAAUUGGUGUUGAAAUGCGAUCUUCGGAUUCACAUUCGGUUCAGCCAGCGUGUGCUCGCCAAGACGCCCGAAUUUCACAGACGGCAGGAAAAGGUGUCCUGUAGUCUAACGGGGAGGGCGGGAGGGGGAACGGAGAUGCAGAGGGUAGGACGUUAAAAUAAGAAGGGCUGUGUGUUGCAUCCACUGAGAAGCUUUAAAGAUUGAAGUGGGCUGCAUGAAUACAAGUGACAGGAAGAGAGUAAAGCUUUGCUGUGUGCAUGUCUGCGAGCGAUAAAGAGAAACACAGAGAGGGAGCGAUAACUUGAAACAGUUACAUAAUUACUUUACAAUCUCUUCUUUUCACUUGAAGGAGGUAAUUUUUGGAAGUAGCUAACACUCGGGAAACGGUGGUUUAGAACCGCUGAUUGUGUUUCCUAAGAUAAAACUUUACCCAUAUGUAGAUGGAUCAAACGUGUAGUUUAUGUGCUGUCUUUCUGGCUGGCCUACCGCAGCCUGUCGCAAAAAUUAAAGCUUAAAUGUGUAGUCCAGCAAUUUUGUUUUGUGAUUCCAUCGCGUUGAAGGACCUAAGAGAAAAAAAACGUUCUUAAAAGAAAUGUUCAAAUGGAAGCGGCGGUAGCAUCAGUUCCAAAACAUCAGUUCCUGCAUUUCCCAAAAUGCAGCUGGGAAGCAUCUUUCUCCAGAACCUUCUCGUUUUAGAAAAUAUCUUUCAGAUUCCUCGCCUUUAGUCUUUAACACACGCCAACAGCUUCUCAUAAGUGACGGUACUUCAUGGAUAGCGAUAUUAAUAAGAAGGCAGCUAUAUUCAAGAGUGCACACAAUUCUGUUAUGUCCUUUUACUCUGUAUAUACAAUAUUUUGAUAUGUUUUUGAGGGAAAGGUAUGCUAGUAGGGUGGUCAAGGUUACUGGCAGGGCCAGUCUGUGGGUUCGCUUCAUGCUACAUUCAUUGGCUCCUUUAGAUGAAUGUAAUAGUUUUUGUGCUCCCUUAACUUUCCAUCUGUCAUAAUUUCACUGUCAUUACUUCCUCGUGUGAUACACACCAAUCUGUCUCACCUGAUUCUGGAAUCGUUUAUUACCAGAUGUUCAGAUGUCUCUCUUUAAUUAACAACCAUAGUUUCUAAAUUCGACUACACUACAGUUUGCAUGUUCAGUCAUCACGUUUAGCUGAAUGCUAUGUAAGCAGCACACACGGCUAAAACAUCACGGAAUCAUGAUCAACUCUGUUACAUAGUAACAGCAUGCAGAUGCUUUAAAAGCAUCUGCAUGCUUUUAAAGGUGUAGACGUACCCCAAUUUUAAUUAUACAACAUAGUUGACGUUAAAAAAAAGGGGACUUUAUCAAAUAGAAUUGACUGCUCUCAAAUUAACACCUCCCACUUUCAGUCGGGGACUGCUAGCAUGCUACCAUAUUUAAAAAAAACAUAGACUGUAUGAAAAAUGGACCCCAUGACAGCUACUCAAAUGUGACUUUGGCCAAAGUAAAACGCUAAAGCACUUGUCAAAAAAAUUACUUUCGAGGAUGGUUUCUGUGACAUUAGGAAGUUAAUGUAAUGCUGAUGGUCAAACAUCAUCUUUUCUGAGAAGUUUGGUUUUAGUGACAUAUUUAAGUGACAUAUUUAAGGCUAUAAAAGCAAGAUGCGACACCAUGAUGAUUGACAGUUCCCAUUGGCAUCGCUCUGCAAAGCGCGGAGUCGGAGGAAAAAAAUAAUAAAUGCAGUGCAUAAUCCAAAGUUUCAUUGUAACUUGCGAUGGUGGAGCACUGCGCAGUAUUAAUCAAACGCAUACGACAUACCUCAUCACAAGACGGCGCCGCCCAUAACCCAAGAAUUCUAGCAUCAGUUUGACCAAUGAGAAAAAAACAGAAACGUGACCUCCAUUUUUUCUUCAGUUUAUGUGCUAAAAUAAGAUGACGAAUAAACAGAUCUGUUAGACAAAGUGGCCAAGUUAGCAUGCUAACGUUAAUGUUGCAAAUGUUUACUGAUGAACACAAAAGGUCUAAACUAUUCAAGCAUUAUUAGUAUUAUGUAAUUAACUGUAGUGAUUCCACUGAGCUACGGCUGCGAGUACAAAAGAAACAAAAGACCUUGCGAGGACAGUUUGAUUUCGCCAACCUUAUCACUCCAUUAAUGCCGGCCGAAUGAACCCACGUCCACAGCAGACAUCCACUUCCGUUCCUGCUUCUAUAGGUUCUUUGUGCACAGCGACUUCUCACAAGUACAGAAAUCCCCGACUGGGCCACACCUGGUUGCCGGGGGGUUUUGUAACACAGCUGCACAGCCUCUAUAGUGGUAAUAAGUAAUAACCAUAUGUUGCAGCUUCAGACUGACUUGUCCCAGUGUGUCUGCCACGCCAGCAGCCAUCAGUCAGUGGUGUCAGAAGAGAUGGGGCGACAGAUGGGCGUGUCCCAGUUGGUAGUGGGCAACAUGCCCAGUAAUUUGUUAUGACAUUCUCUCUGUGGCGUCACUGCUGCAGGUACCACUUCUAACCUGACCUUCAGUCGCAGGUCAAAUCACAACGUGCACACGCACACUUACAGGCGUGUCCACUUGUACUCAGACUACGAUUCCACGCGGUUUCAGCCUUUGUUUCUCACAAUGUGUCACAAAGACGAAAGUGUACCGUGGUGUGAGUAAUGCGUUACAGGAUGAGGGUGGCCAAUUGCGCAUCAAGGGAGUCAUAGUGACCCCCCUGACUGUGCAUGUACAUACAAAAAAACACGAAUCAUGAUGCAACAUCUCCUUGUAUAUUUCUCAUUUUUCUGCUCUCGCGAUUGUCACAGUGAGAACCUCAUUUCGGAUUCUCGCUCAUUGCAACUGAGGUGUGCAGAGCGCUUGAAUCCAGCAGAGUAGGAACCAUUCUCUCAUCACCCACGGUUAAUUACUUUGGCUCUCUCUGCGCCUUUCUCUUUUUUCCCUCUCCCGCCUUCGUUUCCCGCGCACAGCUGGUGAAGAGUAAUGUGAGCCGACGCGCGCUUUACACCCACCCGAACUGAGCCGAAACGUACUGAACCACACUGGGGGGAAACGCACCAUUCUCGUCGCUGCUGCCGCUGCCUAUUUGGACGCGCUUAAUGGACUUAAUGGACCGUCCUGAUGCUUAAUACGUUUUGAUGAAGACGGUUUCGUGCCACAGUCACCUGCAGAUGUAGCGUCAGGCGCUGAGUCGGUGCCUGCAGUUGUCACUUUCCUCCUCAAUUUUGUGAUAUCAAGGCCUGAAUCUUGUCAAAUUGGGUCGUAAAAAAACGGGAUUAUCAAAUUGGGAUGCACUUUGGCUGGGCGCGGUGCGGUGCCAAAUGUGAAGAGGGCGUUUGCGCCCCGUCUGGUUUCCGCCACUGUAUAGUGUACAGAUGAGAGGCAGGAGCAGAGGCAAAUGUGAAACCUCUGCUUUACUGCUCUCAGUUUCUUUUUUCUUUUUUGUUUUUCUCUCCUCGAGAAACAUGAGUUCAUUUGCGAAGGGCUAUGACGUGCACUCCUGAGGAUGCAACGUUAAAUCUAAACUCGUAUAUGUAUUUGUGGUAUCCUCUGCUUGUUCUUGCAUGGGGACAUUGGUAUAUCCCACCUUCUGUGUAAUCUCACCGGGACCAGGAGUUACACAACUUAGUGGGUGCCACCUUUUUUUUUUUUUUUAACUAUUAUUAUUAUUUGCAGAAUGCACUCUCAGAAAGGAAAGGUACAGAGUUGUAUUGCGGCUGAGACAAUAAGAAUUAACUUUGGUACAACUUUGUAGCUUCUUAAGUUAUAAUCAGCAGCAUCUGUAUGAAGUUCACAUUAUAAUUCCAACUAAUCGUAGGCGAGCUGGUCAUAACUGCUUGUUUCUGACAGUGUACAGCUGUGGACGUGUACUUUCCUGUGAAGUUUUAUCUAUGUGCCUUGAAACUUAAUAUUAAACCAUGUGACGACAUAAGUGUACAGCAUUACACCAUUGUAACCUGUUUUCAUUUUGUUCCCCCCCAAAAGCCAAGCAACCAAAGGCCUUUGUACUCUACGGACAUGUUGGUUACCAAAACAUAGACAGACCCUCUGCUGUACAUCCCUUUUACUAUUCCCCCCAGCUUACCUAGCUUAUGUUUGUGCGAUAUAAUGUCAAGAGCAGAUGUUUAUUUGUGACUCUUUAUUGUUGCAUUCUGUAGAUUAUAACGUGGGCAAUGAUUGUAACGGACGCGCAGACGUCCUCGUCUCUGCAAUUAAAAAUGCAGGCCAUGGUCUAA